Molecule: messenger RNA, 4828 nt
Organism: Sus scrofa (pig)
Lineage: Eukaryota; Metazoa; Chordata; Mammalia; Artiodactyla; Suidae
Source: RefSeq, a predicted model, not a curated record
UGCAGCCGAGCCGGGCCGAGCCGGGCCGAGCCGGGCCGGGCCAGGCCCAGGAGCGCGCGGGCGAUGCGGGCCGCCAGGCCGGGGUCGGCGGGCCCCUGAUCCCCGCGCCCCAGGCCAGCCAGGGAGCCCUGCGGCGGCCGCGCGCCCCAGCGGCCGGCCCGCCAUGGCCGGGGUCAGCUACUCGGCGCCCUGGUGGGUGAGCCUCCUGCACCGGCUGCCCCACUUCGACCUGCACUGGGAGACCACCAGCAGCCAGUUCCGGCCCGAGGACACGGACUACCAGCAGGCGCUGCUGCUGCUGGGGGCCGCGGCGCUGGCCUGCCUCGCCCUGGACCUCCUCUUCCUGCUCUUCUACUCCUUCUGGCUGUGCUGCCGGCGCCGCAAAAGCGAGGAGCACCUGGACGCCGACUGCUGCUGCACCGCCUGGUGCGUCAUCAUCGCCACUCUGGUCUGCAGCGCCGGCAUCGCCGUGGGAUUCUAUGGCAACGGGGAAACCAGCGACGGCAUCCAUCGGGCGACCUACUCGCUCCGCCACGCCAACCGUACGGUGGCGGGGGUCCAGGACCGCGUGUGGGAUACCGCUACGGCCCUGAACCUCACGGCGGAGCCCAGCCUGCAGAGCCUGGAAAGGCAGCUGGCGACUCGGCCGGACCCUCUGCGGGCGGUCCAGCGGCUGCAAGGCCUGCUCAAGACGCUGCUGGGCUAUGCAGCUGCCAUCCCGUUCUGGAGGAACCCAGCUGUGUCCCUGGAGGUGCUGGCGGAGCAGGUGGAUCUCUAUGACUGGUACAGGUGGCUGGGCUACCUGGGCCUGCUGCUGCUCGACGUUGCCAUCUGUCUUCUGGUACUGGUCGGCCUCAUCCGCAGCUCCAAGGGCAUCUUGGUUGGGGUCUGCCUCCUGGGUGUCCUGGCCCUGAUCAUCAGCUGGGGUGCCCUGGGCUUGGAGCUGGCCGUGUCUGUGGGCUCCAGCGACUUCUGCGUGGACCCCGACACCUAUGUGACCAGGAUGGUGGAGGAGCACUCGGUGCUGAGCGGGGACAUCCUGCAGUACUACGUGACCUGCUCGCCCUAUGCCACCAACCCCUUCCAGCAGAAGCUGUCCGGCAGCCACAAGGCGCUGGUGGAGAUGCAGGACCUCGUGGCCGAGCUCCUGAGGACCGUCCCGCGGGAGGACCCGGCCACCAAGGAGCCCCUGCUGCGUGUCCAGGAGGUGCUGAAUGGCACGGAGGUGAACCUGCAGCACCUCACUGCCCUGGUGGACUGCCGAAGCCUGCAUCUGGCCCGGCCUCAGGACUACGUGCAGGCCCUCACAGGCUUCUGCUACGACGGCGUCGAGGGCCUCAUCUACCUGGCCCUGUUCUCCUUCGCCACAGCCCUCAUGUUCAGCUCCAUCGUCUGCAGCGUCCCGCACACCUGGCAGCAGAAGAGGGGCCCCGACGAGGACGGGGAGGAGGAGGCCGCCCCGGGGCCGCGGCAGGCGCACGACAGCCUCUACCGCGUGCACAUGCCCAGCCUGUACAGCUGCGGGAGCAGCUACGGCAGCGAGACCAGCAUCCCGGCCGCCGCCCACACUGUCAGCAACGCCCCGGUCACUGAGUACAUGAGCCAGAAUGCCAAUUUCCAGAACCCCCGCUGUGAGAACACCCCCCUCAUCGGACGUGAGUCCCCGCCACCGUCGUACACUUCCAGCAUGAGAGCCAAGUACCUCGCCACGAGCCAGCCUCGCCCUGACUCCAGCAGCAGCGGGCACUAGACUGCCCGGCAGCCACCCGCCCCACGUGCCAAUCGCCCUGCUCUUCCCCGCGCCAGCCUUGCUGCUUACACCCGUGGCCGCCUGCCGGCCCCUCCACACAUAUGCCAGGCCCGCGGCAGGCACCUCUGGCCACGCGCCCCUCCUUCCCUUCCUGCAGGGGCGAGGACAUGCCCAGCAUGCUCCUGCCGUGGAGACGUGGGGGCUCGGGGCCCCUCGGGUCACACGCCUGGACACAUGGGGGUGUGCUACCGUGGCCCAGGCCCUCCCAGCCUCCCCACGCCCCUGCCCCUCUGCCUCCGAGGACUUGGGGGUAUGCAGAGCCCUGCUCUGGGCCAGAUGUGUCGUGCUGGUGCUGGGUCCCUGCCGCUCCCGCGCUGCCCCCGCGGACGCCUGCAGUCUCCUCCGCUGGACCCACCUGCCCCGCCCCCUUCCCUCCCGCAGCUCCGCCGCUUUUCCUGCUCCCUCGAUGCUCCCACGUGUCACCUCUUAGUUCACAGGCAACGCGGUGCCCCUUUCUGCCGGGCACCUGGAGGGCCAGCUGGGUGCACCCACCUGCUCGUCUCCCACGUGUGGAGACCCCUCGUGGCGCCAUCACACCCUCUGCGGCAUCUGCAGCCCCUUCUCUCAUGCCUGCCCCCAGGCUCCUCUGCAGCAGUUGCCAGAAGCCUCCUGGGGAGGUCCCUGCUUUGUCUGCUUCCCUCCCCUCAUCACUCUCUCCCUCAGCGCCCACCCUGCCUGUGGCACCCAGCCCUCCGUGGCAGCAGGAGACAGCAGGUGCCAUGCUGAGCCGAGGCUGCUCACCCAGUGCUGGCCGCCUUCUUGGUGCCAAAACCUCCUCCCCCACCCCAGAGACUUGGCAGCUUCGUCCGGUUCAUUUUUUGCACUAACUACACUUGUCAUCUCUAGGGCAGGCGGGGCUGCGGGCCGAGUGCCACCCCUUCUCCGUCUCUUUCAUCCCGGAUAGGCACAGUGUCCCAGAGCUGGCCUGGGGGCUGGACCUGAGCUGGCUGUGACUGUGCCCUUGGCCCCUGUGGGCCCUCUUGGGACUAACCACUAACCUCUCUCCAGCCUCCGUGAGUGCCCCUGGCUGACCCAAGGCCAGCGAGGGUGACACCAAGUCCAGGCCAGAGACAAGGCCCAGGAUAGCCAGCUGGGAGUUGGGCUGGAGAAGGCAUUUCUUCUCGGGGGGCACUGCCAGGGGGUGUCAUAGACUGAAAGGCAGCUCAAGGGCCUGGAGACCCCUCUCUGGGCAGGCAGUACCCCAGGGGGACGGUGUCCUCAGGAAGGAACAUCCUUUGGGCUGUAGGACCGAGGUCCCUGCGGCCUCAGUCUCUCUACCUGUGAAGUGGGAACAAGGGUUCCCCAAGGUGCUUAUGGCUUCGUGUACAAUGUUUGCUGUGUUUCCUGCCACAGAGGGUAGGGCUGCCCCCAAAUCAAGAUGAGAAGCCCCCUGCCAGCCCCAGGCCCGCCUAGCCAGCCUGAGAUGGAGAGGCCAGGGGUGGGCUCUGGCCUGUCAGUCCAGUGGCAGCAGAGGGUCUCUCGGCAGCCACGUAUGGGCCCAGGCCGAGGCCCCAGGGGCAGGCGGUCGCUGGCCCAGCAGUUUACAGACAUGGGCUCUUUCUCCCAGAGCAGCAGGGCAGCGCCCCCUCCCCGGGGUGGCCUGGGAGAGGCCACCUCCCUUCCUCCGUGAUCCCUUUGUGCUGGUAGCUGGGACCAAAAGGGGGCGUGGUCUUGGAACUAGGCCACGCCCACCCCACUCCUGGGGCCUGGGACGGGAGGGGAGUGCGUGGGCAAAAACGAGGGUGCCCCCGGUCGGCCUGCAGGCCCCCAGUCUGCGUCUGAGCCCUAGCACUUGGCCAAACCUCAGCGAGGGGCGGAGCCACGGCCCACCUGCCCAGUGUCUCUGGGCCCCGCCCCCGUCCCCCACCCCGGGCGGAGCAUUCCUGCCUGGUCUCGGGCCGGGGGAGAGACAGCGCGGGCAGUGCCGCCCGGGCGCCGAGCCCUUUGCCAGCGCUCAGAAGCACAAGCGGCUGCCCCGCCGCGCGGCCGCCGAAAUGUGAAUGUACAUAGCGUGAGAGCCGGGCUGCGGGCCCGCGCCGCUCGGAGCCCCCCGUGCCUCGUGUGCGUGUGUGGCCACCCGUCUGUGACUCCGCAGAGCUUCUUCCGUUCACCGAGGCUGAACAAAGGAAAAGGGGGACGCCAAAUGGGGGGCAAGAGCGGCCUUGGCCCUGGAGGGGCGCGCAUCCGCCCUCGGUUUUACUUAUGUUCCAAGUUUUCAGGCCCUCUGCUAACCAGCCCCGUCCCGGUGACCUCUCCACAUCUGCUCCCACCCCUGCACCUGUGGGCCUUGCUCCCCGCAGGCCCCACAGCAUCCUGGGAGGUGGUCCUUGACCACGUGGAUGGGAGGGAGAGGCCCCGGGACCCCCUGCCGGGCUAGGCGGACAGGAGGAGUUGCAGCGCGGGUGCGCGUCCCCCUAGGCUCCCCUGACCCUAUGUCCCCCUCCACGCCCACCCCAUCUCACUAUGCAAUUCCAGACCGAUCUCCACCGUUCCUUCCCCCCUACCCCAGAGCCCCCUCCCACCCGGGAGGGGUGCGUGGGUGGCAGCCCCAACUGCUGUGCCGGGCGGCGACCAGGGCCUCUUGUGUGGGAUUUUUUUCUUUAACCAUAAUGGUUGUGUGCCACCCCACUUUAUAUUUGUUUAAUAUGAUAUAUCUCUCCGAGUAAUUUUGUUAAGACCAACCCCCCCCCCACGGGUUCCCCUCCUGGCCCUUGCACCCUCCCCUCCAACGUGAUUCAGCGUCCAGACCGGGGAACUGAGGCCUGAACCGCUAGGCAUUCUCCAACCUCUCUAGGGCCAUGGCUGUAUGUGCUGUCGCUGUGUUUCUGUUUUGGGGGGAGUUUUUUGGUUUUGUUUUUUUUUUUUUUCUUUCUUUUUAAACUGGGUUUGGGGUUUGAUUUUUAUUUCUCUGGGGCCUUUAUUUUUCUUGGCAGAUACUAAAAAUCUCGUCAAUGUAAUUUCUGUGGUUUCUAUUCAGCCUGGGUCUCAUGUUUUAAAAUAAACAAAUUUUAAAGAACA